Molecule: messenger RNA, 4328 nt
Organism: Schistosoma bovis
Lineage: Eukaryota; Metazoa; Platyhelminthes; Trematoda; Strigeidida; Schistosomatidae
Source: the annotation of a GenBank genome assembly
GCAGUCGAAUAAUCCCAAGUUUCUGGGUCUUUAUUCUGUCUCAGAUUCAGAAAGAUGACUGCAGAUUUGACCGAUGAGAGUCUCUUUCCUAUUGCUAUUCUUAUUGAUGAGUUAAGAAAUGAGGAAAUGCAAACCCGUCUGGCUAGCAUCAGAAAACUUACUACUAUUGCUCUUGCACUUGGUCCAGAGAGGACAAGAACAGAAUUGGUUCCAUUCCUAACCGAUACCAUAUAUGAUGAGGAUGAGGUACUUAGGGAAAUGGCCAAACAAUUGGCAGACUUUGUUCCAUUGGUUGGAGGACCUGAAUAUGUCCAUUGUCUUCUACCACCAUUGGAAGGACUUGCAUCUGCUGAAGAAACGGUUGUGCGGGAUAAAGCUGUGGAGACGUUGCGAACACUUGCACCUAGUUUCUCACCCAAGGAUUUGGAAACUCACUUUCUGCCACUGAUCAAGCGUUUGGCAACAGGUGACUGGUUUACUAGCCGUACUUCUGCUUGUGGACUGUUUAGCGUGAUUUAUCGACAGUCUUCUACUGCUGUCCGUGCAGAACUGCGUCGUGCCUUUAAGCAGCUUUGCACUGACGAUACUCCUAUGGUCAGGCGUGCAGCUGCUAACCGUCUCGGAGAACUAGCUCGUUGUUUGGAACUAGAUGCGUUACGUUCGGACCUGUUACCGCUAUUACCUCCUCUUUCCCAACAGGAUGAUCAGGACUCUGUACGAUUACUGGGUGUGAAUGCGUCAGUAGAUUUCGCUGAAGUUCUUCCUACUGAAGAUGUCUUGACACACAUCAUUCCUCUUAUAAGAGGAGCUGCAGAAGAUAAAUCUUGGCGAGUCCGUUAUCAAUUAGCUGAUCACAUUACUGAUCUACAGGCUGCAGUAAAACCCCAACUUGCUGGACAGCACUUGGUAGACGUUUACCAGAUCCUUCUCAAAGAUCCAGAAGGAGAAGUUCGCGCAGCGGCUGCAGGCAAACUGAAGAAGUUUGCUUCGUCUCUAGCCCCUGAUAUUCGUGAAUCCGUAAUUAUGAAAACAUUGUUACCUAUCAUUCGGGAAAUGGUCGGUGAAACUAAUUUACAGGUAAAAACGGCUCUGGCCGGUGUCAUGAUGGCUUUAGCUCCGCUGCUUGGCAAGGAGAAUACAUUAGAACAUCUUCUUCCAUUACUGUUGAUUCAAUUAAAGGACGAAAAUCCAGAUCCGUAGUAAAUGAAACACUCUAUACAUUUCUGUGUUAUAACUUCACACAAAUUGCUAGAUCUGGUCAAUUUCAUCAUAAAGUUCCUAUUUGUUUUUCACUCCUCAUAUUGAAUUACUGUAUAGUUAAACUAUUAUCCGGAUGAUGUAAAUUUUGUUGUCCGUUGAUUAUCAGCAAGAAUAAAAUCAGGAAACAUUUGGUGAGUGUCAUCUAUAUAACUAUAAAUUUGUUUGGCAAGUUGAUGAAAAUAAUACUUAUGUAACCAGAUGUAGGUCAAAACAAUGGAGAAAAGUCCAGUAGUUUUAUUAUAGUUUUGAAGUCCAGUUUAUUUUGUUCCAAUCUUAAUCAGCGAAAUAUUUAUGUUGUGUUUAGAUUAUAAUAGAGUGUAAUCAUUUUGUCGAUACUUUUCUACCGUACGUUAAAAAUCAGAGUAAGCUUAUUUUGCACAUUUUUCACUUGGUUACAUAUGACAUAACAGACAAAAAUCUUUUUUAUGCGGGGAAAAGUGACCUUGUAGUACCAUACAAUAAAGAGCUGGGAAAGUUUACAAAAGUUACCCGAAUUCCAUAAUUCUGUUUUUUACAUGUAGGAAAUUUUAGCAUAAGUAACCCAUUGUACUAAUUGUAAUUUUUGAAAGCGUCAAGACAUUUUUAUACUGUUAUAAUCAGUAUCCAUCUGGCCAAGGUGAAGAAUAUUGAGAGAAACUCGUUCUAAAAAUUUACCUCCUUGUCCUUCGCACAGUUCUGUCAUCUUAUUAUUUGUGUGGUAAUUGUUGCAUAAUAAUAGAUUUUUAUUUAUCUGUUGUCAAUGAAUCCUGAAUUAUGUAUGGUUUUGUUUUUUAUAAUAUCCAAUUUUCGGAAAUAUGUCUCACUUUUUUGUAGGUCCGUUUGAAUAUUAUAUCUAAUUUAGAGUGUGUAAAUCAAAUUAUGGGAAUUACCCAACUUAGUCAAAGUCUACUUCCUGCUAUUGUUGAAUUGGCCAGUGAUACAAAGUGGCGUGUUCGUCUAGCAAUAAUUGAGUAUAUGCCACUAUUAGCUAGUCAACUUGGUUUGCAAUGUUUUAACGAGCGACUCACAAAUUUAUGCUUGGGUUGGCUAGUAGACGAUGUAUACGCUGUACGUGAAGCAGCUGUAACAAAUUUACGAAAACUUAUGGAUCAAUUCGGAGUCGAUUGGGCCAGUUCUCAAAUCAUCCCUCGUGUAAGUUAGCUAUCCUCAGUACUCUUUAAUUUUUCUUCAGUCUCGCGGUCAAACGGUCGCGCUCUAUUUUCACAUUAGCUGAUCAUUUUUUGUCAUAGCAAACUUGUUUCAACUCCAGGUGUCAAUGGGUUUUUAGUGUUUUUCUUCAUAUUUGUUUUACUCAAUGGCUUGGUCGAUCAAGGCCAUUUAAUUAACAAUAGUAUUUCAUUCACAUCACAUUUUUUGUAGGUUAUAUUGUAAAACAUAUUAUUUUAUCGUUAAACUGAUACUUUUUUGUCUAAGACAUCCUGAAUUAUGGCAAUCAAAACAAUGCAACAAUUUUUCAGUGUUUCUGUUUGUUGGACCUAACCUUCAGUUUUCCUGUUUUAUUGUAUUCACUGUCAUUCCACAUAAUAUCAACGCAAAUACCAGUUCUUUGUUUGACUGUUGUUGGGAAUUGUAGAGUCGUUCUUUUUUAUGAUAACUUCGUAUUUUCUUCAUUUAUUAUUGGUUGUUUCCUGCGAAAUUGUUUAAAAGCAUAUCCGAUUGCCUCCGAACCCCAAUUUUGGCUACAAAACAUUGCUGCAUACGGACCAUGUAUAAUGCUCGCCUGAUCGUCUGUUUAAGGACUAUGGAAAAUUUUCACUGACUUAUCGUUGAUUUGCGUUGCUUUCUUCACUUUUAAUGACUACCGAUGAAGUGAGAUAUAAGUUUAGUCAAAUUUUUUCUAAUUUCAUAUCUGAGUAUAAACAUAAAUCCCAUUGAGACAAUUAGUGAAUAGAAGAACAGAAAGGGGAGAUUUUUCUCAAUUAUUUUUCAUCAUGGCUCAGUCAGUCAGCUACAACGUAGGACCAGGCACAUAUAUGCAUCAGUACAAGUUUCUAUACCUCAUUAGAACAAGAUGAACAGCAACAUCAUAGAAGCACUUCAACGAUAGUAAAAAACAUUAGGGUGUAUAUAAUUUAUAACGACAUAUUACUGAUUGAGUAACAGUAUUACAUAAUAAUAUUGUAAGUUCUACAAGUUACUAAAAAUCAUUCCAUUUAUCAACUAAGUGAUGGAAUAUGGUGAUUGUAAUAAUCAAAGUAAUUACUUGUAAAAUCGGGAACAGUUAAACGACUGUCAGAAUACUUAAUUACUCACCUACUCACUCACUUCUCAGGUACACCAUAUUGUCGAAGAAGGUUACAUACGGUUCUCCUAUCCACACUGUCGAACGCCUUCUCAUAGUCAAGGAAGUUGAUUUGUAGUGACAAAUUCCAUUCAAGCGAUUACCCAACAAUGAUCCGUAGUGUCGCGAUUUGGUCUAUGAACGACCAAUCCUUAUGAAAUCCAGCCCGUUGCUUUCGAAGUUGCGUGUCUACUAAAUUUUUCAUUCGGUUCAACAACACUACGUUGGAAACUUUUCGUGGUACUGAUAGUAGUUUGACGCUUUUGUAGUUCUCACACUUGCUCAGAUCUCCUUUCCUUGAUAUUUUUCUUUCCAGUCUGUCUGCACUUGUUCUUCCUCCCAAAUCUUCAUGAAUAGAACGUGGAGCAUGUUUACAGUUACUUCUUUGUCUUACUUCAGUGCUUCAGCUGGUAUAUUAUCAGGUCCUGCUGUUUUCCCACUCGUGAUUUGUUUGAUGCCCAUGCUGAUUUUUUCGAUCGUUGGAGUGACAUCUAUAGGAAGGUCUGUAUGUGCUGCUUCGAUGUUUGGUGGGUUCAGUGCUCUACCCACUAGUGCCGUUGUUCUUAAACCGCAAUGAUUGAUUUAACUUCUUUGUCCUUGGCUGGCUUACAAUAUUUCCCUGAUGGUUUCUUCGCUGUCAUAUAGUUAUCUCAUAUUUCCUUCUCUUGAAGCUUUUUCCACUAUCAUUUCUUGAUCUUAUGUAUUAAGAAAAUUUAUAAAAGCUUUUUAUAAUCCGUUAAUUUUGCCGAAAUUGCGGAAGAAUUAAGAGAGGAAUAAAAAGUCACGU